AAUCUCCUACUGUACCCCUGAAGACAUAGUCGGACAGCUUCAAACAGAGUAGCCCGAAGGCAACGGCGCAACACUUGAAGAAUGGAAGAAACACAUUUUAAAGUUUUAAAACUUUGCUUUUUAUUCAGCUUAAGACAGAUAUGUGCAGCACAAAACGACAUAACCUUGUCUGUGUUCACCGUAACGUCUAAAAGCAUGACGGUGCGAUGGAGCGGCCACGCCGGCGCGAGCUCGUACAAGGUCACCGCUACGCCCAAGAACUCUCCCGAGCCGUCCGUCUUCGCCCAGUUCAGCGGGAACUCGGUUAUGGGCUCAGUGAACUCCCUGUCUCCCAACACGCUGUACACCAUGCAGGUGGAGGCCAUGGACCAGUCCUUGAACGUGCUGAGCAGCGCAAAUACCGUCGAGACCACUGCUCCCGAGGUCCCCUCCAUCGAUCAGGCCUACUCCAAGCAAAGCGACAGCAUCACUGUGGUCUUCAGAGAGGUUUCCGGGGCGACCGGUUACAUCCUGCGUGCGGAGUCAGGGGACAUUUUGACUGAAACCAUGGUAACCAGCUCGCCCGGCACAGUGCUGAACCUGAAUCCGUACACAGAGUACACCAUCAACGUCAUGGCCGUCAACUCAGGAGGAAGAAGUCAGCCCUCAUGGCCCGCCGUCCAGAUCACAACAGUCGUGGUUGCCCCGGAGCUGAACUCCACGUCUCCUAGCAACGACACCAUCCGGGUGACGUGGGCCCCGGUGGAACACGCCGUCCUGUACACGCUGUGCAUCAUCCGCCAGGGCUCCGACUCGCGGCUGAAGGUCAACACCACCGUGCCCUCCUUCACCUUCGACAGCCUGGAGCCCGGCACCAUGUACUCCAUCAAGGCCACCGCCUGGGACCCCCAGGGUCGCCCCGGAGAAGACCAGACUGUCUCUCAGAUCACACGUCCUCCCACCCCUGACCCCAUCCAGGUGCAACUGACCCAGAGCCAGGGUCGUUCGGUGGGGAUGGUGGUGUACUGGUCGAUGGUGCGUGGUGCUGAGGACUACAUUGCUCGCUCCACCACCGGCCAGAACUGCUCCUCAUCAGUAGACAGCUACUGCGUCAUCGACCCGGUGGUCUGCGGUCAGAACCACACCGUCACCGUGACGGCAGAGAACAAGGCCGGGCCCAGCGACCCGUCGCAACCACAGGACGUCUCUACCUUCCCGUGCCCCCCUGAGCGUAUCUGGGUGGAUGAGCGUCCUCCGGGGGACUGCUGGGUGUUGUGGAGCGAGGUGGUGUCGGCGGAGUUCUACAUCGCGUUCGUGAAGAGAGAUGAUGGGGCGGAGCAGCUGUGCAACACCACCAGCACCUCCUGCAGCUUCUCCUGUUCCUGCGGCUACACCUACCUCACCACCGUGUUCGCCUACAACCAGGCCGGGUCCAGCCCGCAGGGGGACGUGCUCAACUACACCACCAUUCCCUGCUGUCCGGAGGACGUUGUCAUAGCGCUGGUCUCCACAGAGACCCUGGAGAUCACGUGGUCGCCGGUGCGGGGGGCGGAGCUGUACGAGACCACGGCGGCGCAGAGUGAUGAUGUCAUCCACUGUAACGACACAGCGCCUGUGUGCGCACUGUCAGACCUGCGCUGCGGCAGCGUGUUCAGCAUGGUUGUCACCCCCUGCAGCGAGCUGAGAGGAUGCAACCACACCUGCCCAGCACACACACGAGCUACAGCCCCCUGCACUCCCGACAUCGUCAACGUGACCCAGACCAACUCGUCCAGUGUGACCGUGGUCUUCACCACCCCCAACGACCCCAAUGCCACCUACGUUGCCUCGGCAGUGGGCCGCAGCGACAGCCACUCCUGCGUGACGAGCUCCUCGUCCUGCCAGCUCAGCCCGCUGCCCUGCGGAGCGUCCUACGACGUCAGCGUGGUCGCCAGCUCCCCCGCCGGACACAGCCUGCCCAGCUACAGCCUGGCCCUGGAGACCGCUCCCUGCUGUCCGUCCUCCCUGACGGUAGACCAGGUGACCCAGGCCAUGACCAACGUCACCUGGUCCCCCGCCCUCGGGGCCCGCUCCUACAUCACGGCGCUCUCGUCGCCACGGGGACACGCCAAGUGUCACACGCUGGACACGCACUGCCUGCUGGGAUGCAUCACGUGUGGCACCAACUACAGCGUGAGUCUGGAGGCCAUCAGCAGGACGGGACACAAGGCCCAGUGCUCCUAUCACGGCUUCUCUUCCAGCGCCUGCUGUCCCAGCAGUGUGAAGCUCUACAGGAUGGCUAACAGCUCCCUGCGGGUGCUGUGGCGUUCCUCAGGGCCGCCGGCGCUCCAGAACCACACGGUGGACCUGUACGGCACCGGGGCCAACUACACCUGCAGCCCGGCGGCCGGAGCCAGCUCCUGCGACGUCCAGGAGGUGGCCUGCGGGGACGUCUACACAGUGGUGGUGGCCCCCCUGGGGCCUGGCGGGGGGCCCGUCCACUUCUGCCCCCAGAGGAUGUACUCUGUGUCCUGUGCAGGGAGCAACGUGGGGAUGGUGAUCUACCGGGGAAAGCGAAGCUUGGAUUAGACAAAGAAGUCCAAGCACACGGACAGGAAGUGCCCGACACUCAAACAACUAAAAAGUGAAACAAUUAAAACAUGGAAACAUUUUAUAUGCAAACUCUUUGUUUUUCCUUUGUUUCCUACUAAGUGCCUUUUUGCUUUUUUGUAAACCUCACGUAUGCUAAUGGAUAAAUAGUGUCCACAUGCUGGACUGUCUGUUGUGUGAGAGAUGCGUGGAAUUUUCAGAUAAAUUCAACACACUUUCUUCUACACUGAAGUGAAAUCAAAGCUUGUGAAUGAUACAUUCUCUAUGAUUCCGCUGCUCUUCGAUAUAUUUCCGAUUCUAGAACCAUUACCCAUUCUAGAACCAUUACCCAUUUUAGAACUGUCUGUUUAGCAUGUCUCCAAAUUUUGUUUUUGUUACCUAUAAGAUCUGACAUCUUUGACCUGUUCUGCUAACCUCUAGCUGAUUAACUAUUUCCUUUUCUACUAAGUUUUCUUCAAUGCCAUGAAUAUAAAAUAUCAGUGUGAUAUGAACCACGAGAAAGUGUAUGAAACUGUGGCCUCUCCCCAACAGAUAUCACCUUUACAAUAUUAACAUAUGAACAGGUUUUAUUACAAGACUAAAGAACCUUCCAGAACCUAAGCCCCCCCCAUAGCAGAGCGCCUCCACAGGUGUGU
Messenger RNA from Osmerus eperlanus (European smelt), 3203 nucleotides. RefSeq names its product fibronectin type III domain containing 7a (gene fndc7a). NCBI's taxonomy places the organism in Eukaryota, Metazoa, Chordata, Actinopteri, Osmeriformes, Osmeridae. Gene Ontology annotation, molecular function: protein binding. Bases 82 to 2547 code for a protein of 821 amino acids. The transcript is spliced from 14 exons. The record is from RefSeq and is a predicted model, not a curated record.